This is a messenger RNA of Lampris incognitus (smalleye Pacific opah), 1518 nucleotides long. RefSeq lists its product as uncharacterized. Gene Ontology annotation, biological process: transmembrane transport; monocarboxylic acid transport. The transcript has 6 exons. Gene Ontology annotation, molecular function: monocarboxylic acid transmembrane transporter activity. Bases 1 to 1518 code for a protein of 505 amino acids. The record is from RefSeq and is a predicted model, not a curated record. Lineage: Eukaryota; Metazoa; Chordata; Actinopteri; Lampriformes; Lampridae.
AUGGAUGCUCCAAUGAAGGCCCAGAGGGCUCGCAAACCAGUGGCACCAGCAGCAGCUCCUGAUGGUGGCUAUGGCUGGUUCAUUGUACUCGCCUGCUUCCUGGUAUUUGGCUUGACCUUUGGGGUCAUCAAGGCCUUUGGCGUGUUCUAUGUUGAGAUACACCAGUACUUUGACACCACAGCAACAGCAGCAUCCUGGAUCACCUCUAUUGCUGUGGCUACUAUUCAUGUUGCAGCCCCUAUAGCAGCCGCACUGAGUGCUCGCUAUAGCCACCGUGCAGUGGUGAUGACAGGAGGACUGCUAUGCAGCUUGGGAAUGUUGACCGGGGCUUACGUAAGCAACCUGAUGGAGCUCUACAUCACAGUGGGCUUCUGGAAUGGUUUUGGUUACGCACUUACCUGGACACCAACGGUGACCAUGCUGGGCAGCUACUUUGACAAGAAGCGUCCUCUGGCCAACGCUUUGGCCAGUACUGGAGAAUGCGUUCUUACUUUCCUCCUAACACCACUCUUCCAACUGUUGAUUGAUACUUUUUCAUGGAGGGGUGCUAUGCUGCUGCUGGGGGGGCUGCAACUUAAUCUGUGUGUGUGUGGGAUGCUGCUGAGGCCGCUCAAAAUCACCAGAGAAGUGAAUCAUUUCACGGAGGGUAAAGACAAGGAGGGAGGCUUGGUCCUCGAGUUGUGUCCCAUGAUGGAUGGGGACUUGGAGCAGAAUAAACCAAAUGCUCUUGAAGACAGAACAACUGACACAGGCCCUGAGGAGAUACCCAAUAUAAAUGCCAAGGCACAAGCUAAGGCCAAAGCCAAGGAUUGGAGGAUCAGGCUACAGAUGAAAGUACUUCCCUACGUGGAUUACACCCUCAUCACCAACGCUCGAUUCUUUGUCUACUCUAUGUUUGGAGUGUUUGCUGCUCUAGGUUUCUUUGCGCCGUCCCUUUUCCUGGUGCCUUAUGCUCGUAGCCAGGGGAUAGAGGAGUACCAGGCCGCUGCUCUCAUAUCCAUCUCGGCAGCGCUGGACCUGACAGGGAGACUUUUCUCUGGCUGGAUAGCUAACCUGAGACUCAUGGAGACAGUGCAGCAGUUGAUUAUAACAGUAAUUCUGCAGGGUACUGUACUGCUGUUCUGUCCACUGGCCUCCUCUUUCUCUGAGCUGGCUGUCUUCAGCACAGUCUAUGGCUUGGCAUACGGCGCUACCGUCUCCAUCCACAUUACAGUGCUGGCAGAGGUGGUUGGAGUUGAGCGGCUCGGUAGUGCACUGGGAUUCUUCAUGCUCAUACGCAGCAGUGGUGGGCUGCUUGGACCGCCCAUUGCAGGACUCCUCAUUGACAGGAUGAGUGACUAUGGGACAGGCUUCCUCAUGGCCGGAGUGGCUCUCAUAGUAUCCGCCCUCUUUCUACUCCUGCUCCACCACAUGAACCGCAGGAGUCAGUCGUCCUCCCCCAAGGCCGGUGAUUUGCCUGUAGAUGCUGAACAGGGCCAGAUGCUAGCAUCAGUCCCAGAUGUGCUGGAAAAGAAGUGA